CCCUGCGGCCGGGGCUCGGAGCUCGGCGGCCGGGCCGGGGCGACGCGGAGCCGGGCUUCAGCCGGGGCACGGGGUCGGUGUCCCCGCCGCGUCUCCGCACCAGACGGUUGAGACGAGGACGACCUGCUGCAUCUCCACCAACAUGGUUCCAUCAUGAGCGAGCAGCCGCUGGACCUCUGGUUCUGUGAGGACUGUCAGGACUAUUUCCAGAAGGAGUGUCCGUCCCACGGGCCCCCGCUGUUCGUCCCCGACACCCCCGUGACUCCGGGGACGGCCAACAGGGCGGCGCUCACCGUCCCAUCCGGCCUGGAGGUCUUCACCGAGGGGGACGAGGUGGACGUUCGCUGUCUGGAUGCGACCAUCCCGAAGGGGGCGCUGUUCGGUCCCUACGAGGGGGAGCUGGUGUCCAAAGACAAAUCCUCCGGCUUCUUCUCCUGGAUCGUUGUCGAUGCAAGCAACACGUAUCAGUCCAUCGAUGGCAGCGAUGAGACCAAAGCCAACUGGAUGAGGUUUGAUUCAUUUACCAUCAAAAGCUCAGAAUCCACACUGAUACACAUCAUAAAGAAGAUAAAGUGCACUGUUGUAUUAGAAAAGAUGGCCGAGGAUGGAGUUUG
Molecule: messenger RNA, 614 nt
Organism: Stegastes partitus (bicolor damselfish)
Lineage: Eukaryota; Metazoa; Chordata; Actinopteri; Pomacentridae
Product: PR domain-containing protein 11-like
Exons: 4
Molecular function (GO): protein binding
Source: RefSeq, a predicted model, not a curated record